This is a messenger RNA of Alnus glutinosa, 2495 nucleotides long. RefSeq lists its product as uncharacterized. The transcript has 6 exons. The record is from RefSeq and is a predicted model, not a curated record. Bases 91 to 2178 code for a protein of 695 amino acids. NCBI's taxonomy places the organism in Eukaryota, Viridiplantae, Streptophyta, Magnoliopsida, Fagales, Betulaceae.
CACAAGAAGCCCAAACACCGAGUAAAGCUUAAUUAAAUACUGCGAAUUUUGGCGCGAACUCUGGAUCACCGUCUCCGAUUCUCUGCGACCAUGACCACAGUACCAGAAGUGACCGAUCUCUUCGCGAUGCUCGCUUCGCACCUCAAAACCCUAAAUCAAGAACAAGAACAAGAAGAAGAUCUUAACCUCUCAAUUUCAAUGUUCAACCAAUCUCUGAACCUCAACAACGAAGACUCUAGGGUUAGGGUUUUGGACACGGUACUAUCCCUAAUGUGCUUCAGAGCACCCCAGGUUUUAAAUUCGGUGCUUGAAUGUUUGGUCCAGACGAUUGUCACUGUUUUGUCCUCGUCGAUUUCUUGCCAGGCGUUUAGGUUUCAGAAAGACGAGGUUUUGCAGGUCGGUAGCUCGUUUUCACGCCAAAAUUGCACGAAAUUGAUCGAAGCAUGCGCCGAUAUUGUCGUGAAAUUGGAGGGACAUGGGGUUCUUGCACAGAUCUUAUCGGGUGCUGUUGUAAGAGUAGUGAUUUCAGCAUCUUGCUAUCGAUAUUUGUUACCAACAGCUCUUGUUCUUGAUGCGAAAUCAAUUGAUGGAAGAAGCACGGCAAUUUCACAGCUCCUCUGCCAUUUGCCCAGAGAGUUCUCCCUUAACAACCAUGAAAUACCUUUCAGGUUGCUGUCAUGGUAUCUUGACCCAUUAACACUAAAGCAUGAUGUUUUGAAAAUUUUGCAAGACACUAUGGGGAGGCCUUUCAUUUGCUUGAAUGAGGAAUUUCAUGAGAGGAUGGACUGGCGCUCUACAAUCGUUUGCUUGGUACUUUCUCCCACUAUGUUUAUUGAGACCAGAGCUUUGUUACAUAGAUGGCUUCUAGUGACGGGUCUGGCCUCUAUACAAGAGUUUCUAACCAAGUUUGUCUCAGUAAUAGUAGAUGUAAUCUCCAUACCAACAUGGUGGGGCAUAUCAGUGGAAUUGGGAUCGAAGCUGCCUUUUUCUAGUGCAUAUUUUCCGUACAACCACCACUUAUUAAGAACCUUGGCUGGACCGCUCUCAUCCGAAAGUCUUCUGCAGUUAACUUCUUCUGUAAGUGAACCAGUUUCUUGUGCUAGGAAAUAUCUUGAUUCGACAACCAAACCAGCUGUUCUGAAUAUUAGAACAAUCGAUCACAAAUCUUCUUGGGCUCUGGCGAUCAACUUCCCAGAUUGGUUCUAUUUUGCUUCUAUUUUACUCUUCUCUGGGGAAAGCCUUCCAGACAAUUUUCAUUCAAAGUUCAAAUUGGGGAUGGCCAGAGUUGAACGAACACAUGACAUGGAACCACCUUCUUAUCGUGCUGCUGCAGCAAGGUACAUAGCAUGGAUUCUGAGCCCCAUUAGUAAAUCUCAUCAGGAUUUGCUCGUUGAUUCUUUAACUAAAAUAUCAGAGUCCUGGAUGCUCAAGUGUUCAGUUUCACAUGACAAAGAAGCAGCCGGUUACAAUAAGAAACUGAAGAAACCAAAUUUUUGUCACAACAAGGAUUACACUCUCAAAAAGGAGCAUGAUUUUCAAACCACCGGACUCUGGCUCAAAGAAUUCCAGGACAUAUCCAUGUGGUAUUGGAAUUACACUCUCAACACUAAUGCAUCUUGUGAGGCCAAAUCAUCCUGUGAUCUUAAUUUUCAGCAAAAUCAGUUGUUCAGAAGAAUCCCAUUGGGCAUCUUGAUAGGGUGCUUGAAUCAUAUAGAUGAAGAUGGAUGUCAGAUGCUGCUACAUUAUGCUGCAACGGGUAGAAUACUUCAGUCAAUAGAACAUAAUAACACUAAAUUGAAGCAUGUAAAAUGGAGCUCUGUAGGGUGGGAAGGAUCUGUUAGGUGGAGUGAUAAAUGUGAUAAAAGGGAGGCUGUAGCAGGUGCCUGUCUUGUCUUCAGUUUAACAGAUACCGUUGAGAGCAUGUCUGUUUUAUUGUUUGAAACUGAAGAGAGUGGAUUGCAAUUUAUUUUCCGGAUGAAGUUAAGGGCUUGCAAGUACUUGAUUAAGUGUAUCAAGAGGCUAAUCCAGCUCGGAAUUGAUGAAGAUGGAGUCACGAUGCUAAUUGAUCUCAGCAGUAGAUUGGUAAAGUGGAAGCAUCAAGGGCAACAAGCAUCACCAGUUGACAAAGAUAUAGAUGAUAUAAUUAAUAGCUUGACUCAUAAAUUAUCUUCACUUUGAGAGGAGGUUUUGUAAAGGAAUAGCCACUUGUUUAUGCAGAAGUUGUUCUGUGAGUUCCUAACCAUUUUUAUCCAGUUAGAGAGAUGAGUAAGGUGUAAAAACACAGGUAUUCUUCGGUUGUUCUAUGAGAACCUUGAAGGUGUAAGAAAAUGGUUGAAUAUUCUGUUUGUUAAUGAAUAGCUAUAAAGAUGGCUGAUACAACCUCAUACUUUCAGCAACUUCAAGCUCCUAUAGUGUAUUAAAUUUCACUAUGCAUAUUACCAUAUACAUCUUCUGAAAACUUGUAAAUAUUUAUACAAGAGUAAUAUUAUUCUUCA